CGGGUGAAUGAAGUGGAUGAACAGAACAGCAGAUUGAGCACAGCCUCCAGCGGGUGGGAGGAGAAGUUCCUCUCUUUUGGAGAGCUGCGAGUAAGGGCACAGGCUUUCUCUUCUCGGCCUCUUGAGUGUAGCCUUUGGUGUUGUGCUUCGUUUACCGGGAUACUGCAGACUAUCUACCACUGUGUGAGAGAGACGGAGUGGGGGCGAUGUGUUGCACUGAGUGAAGACUGGAAUCAGUUGAGAGAAUGUGGUGUCUGCGCUAACACGAAGAGCUGGGGGCCAAUCAGUCAUGAAGGCAAUGUGAAAAGAUGGCUUCGCGAAUCCUCUGAGCACCUUGCAGAGUGAGAAAGAUGAACUGGAAACCAGAUUGCUCCAAGCUCUUUCACCUUCUUGUGUUUCUUGUGCUCCUGUUAGUGGUUCUUGCGAUGCUCAGCCUUUCUGACCUUACACUGAAGGCAAAUGUACAUUACAGUGUGGCAGUAAAACCAAGUUGCCAGAUUGGGUAUUCAACUGCAUGCGCAAAGCGGGUAAUAUCGAAUUUUACCAGAAACACUCAGUUAUUCUUAAGUUUAAAUGAUAUAUGGUGGAUCCAGAAAAACCCUGCCAUCAAUGAAUUGCCUUACGGAGUUAAAGGGAGCGAACAAUCUAUCAACAAGAUAUUGGCCAGAAUACAGUAUGAUAUGCCUGAAAGUAUAAGCAGAUUGAUUUGUAAGAGGUGUGUUAUCGUCGGCAACGGGUACACCCUGAAGAACAGCUCACUUGGAGAAACUAUCAAUGAAUACGAUGUUGUUAUUCGAAUAAAUGAUGCUCCAGUGCGAGGCUACGAGAAGGAUGUUGGCAGCAAGACCACCUUGCGGUUCUUUUAUCCCGAGUCAGCAGCCAAGGAUCCGAAUACUGAAAACAACCCGAGCACACUGCUUGUGUUUUUACCCUUUAAGCAGGUGGAUGCCCAGUGGCUGAGGGAGAUUGUGUACGAUGAGAAAAGAUUUAGGAAAGGAUUUUGGAGAGCUCCUCCCUUGAUUUGGGAAGCAAAUCCUUCUAAUAUCCGGAUCCUUAAUCCUUAUUACAUCCAUCAAGCCGCCACCAAGUUAUUGAACAUGCCUCUGAAGCUGCCUCCCAAGUCAAAGCAGAAACCAGUGCACCCCACCACAGGGUUUCUAGCCAUCACAGUGGCCCUGAACUAUUGCGACGAGGUCCAUAUUGCUGGCUUCGGAUAUCCACUAACGAAACAAAGUACUCCCAUUCAUUACUACGGCAAAACUACCAUGAAAGAAAUGUCUAACUCUGAACACAAUGUCACACAUGAACAGCAAUUUCUGAAGAGACUGGUCACUUCUGGGGCAAUUAAAUACCUCACUGUUUCGGAGUAAUUGUUUCAUGAAAGACAACUUCUUAUUUAUAUUCCCCACAAAUUAUUGGUUGUGACAUAACAUCGGCUACUGGAUAUUUUACUGAGGACAGCCGCACCCCUGUUCCGGCGUAUACAGGAUUGUGGAUGGAAUAGUCAUUGCCCUAGGUGUGGGCAAUUCUCUGGCAUUGCCAGAAUCAUUAUAACUGAUUCAGGAGAUUCUACCCUGCACUGGCUGCUAAAUACCAGACACUACUAUAAGUGUUAAACAAGACUAAAUGGCCUACAUCUCAAGAGUUGAAGAGUUGAUUUGGAAAAUCCAAGUUCUGUCUUCCCAGACAUGCGAGAGGAAUAACUCUUGCUUUGAAUACUUGACUUCAAAAGCUGAUGUCAUUUGUAAUUGGACAAGGAACACAUGGACUUACUGAGAACCUUCCACACCUUCACAAUGUUUUAUUUUGCUAGACCAAUGGACAUUGACUCCCAUUGUAAAUAACUUCCUUAUGAGCUUUCCCUCUGAUUUAUUAAAUCUGUCUUACAGCUCCAGGGAAGAAAGAUAUGUGUAAAUGACAGCAGUUCUUCUUGUGAUAGUCCCACAUCCGUCAGCUUACUUUUUUUUCCUCUUCCAGUGGGCAAACUGUUCUGUCCAUGGUGGCCAUUUUAUGUUACCUCUGCUCUCCUAGAGCCAAGAUUUGAUUUGCUUCACAACAAUUCACACCAGAGGUUUGAAUUAAUAAUCUCCUGGCAUUUAUUCAUUGUUGCUUUGGGAAAUGGUACUGCACAUCUGUUGCUGUCAAUGCUGCCAUUAUUUAGAGUUAGCUUACCCAAUCUUGAUUUGGCCACUGGUGUAAGGGAUCUGCUUUCAAUUGUCAAAUUUUAGCCCAAAGGUAGAAUUCUGAAGGCGUUUCUCACUGUAAGGCAGCCCACACUGGUGGUAUAUAAUGGUUGCAACUCUCUCAGCAUUGACGAAGUGUUGAUCUUUGUGAGUGUAAACCCAAUGUGCUACUCCGGCAUUAUUGUUUGGAGAAAUUCCUUCCAGAUUUUCUUUUAAAAAAAACUCAGCUUGUUCACACAAAACCACACUAGAUGGUAAGUUUAAUUUGUGCCCAGUGCGUGGUAUAGCAUUGCAGGCAUUUUAACAUUUUGAAUGGAACCUACUCUAUUAUGUUCUACCUCUGGAAUGUAUUUGGAGAUUUUCUUUUUAAAAUAAAAAUGAUACUGAAAGUCCAAAUUUUUCCAAAAUGGAAUUCAGACAAUGUAAAAAUAAUUCAGGUCUAGAUUUUUUUUCACUAGUGAAUUGAAGAAAAUUGUAUUCUGUCUGAACUUUUGAAGGUUAUUUCUGUCCUCUUAGUGAAGAUAUCAGAUUUAUAAUGAAGCCAAGGAUUGGUAUUGCACUUCUCUGCUUCAGUCUACCUUUUAAAGGAAGAGUUCCUGUGAUGAGAAUAAGACUUAAUGGAAUUAAUUGUAUUGUGUAGGUAUUAUGGUCAAAACUUCCAUUGUGUGCCUCAAGGAGGUCAUUGGGGUUUUAGACGCUGUCCUUUCAAACACUCUUUAGAUUAGAUUCCCUACAGUGUGGAAACAGGCCCUUCGGCCCAACAAGUCCACUCCGCCCCUUGAAGCAUCCCACCCAAACCCAUCCCCCUAUAACCCACACACCCCCGAACACUACGGGCAAUUUAGCAUGGCCAAUCCACCUAGCCUGCACAUCUUUGGACUGUGGGAGGAAACCGGAGCACCCGGAGGAAACCCACACAGACACAGGGAGAAUGUGCAAACUCCACACAGACAGUCACCCGAGGCGGGAAUUGAACCCGGGUCCCUGGUGCUGUGAGGCUGCAGUGCUAACCACUGAGCCACUGUGCCGCUUAGAACACUUUUUCUAAGAUGUGCUGAAUUGCGUUCUGCUGAGAAGUCUGCUAACAACCUUAACUUGUGCUACCUGCAGUCUUCAGUGGUCCCCAGCUCCAAACUGCAAAAAAUUUUACCCAGCAAAUACACACUCGGAUAUGUUGAAAUCAGAGGAAUUUUUUUUAAGCUUCUUCCUUCUUUGUGAUGCUAUACUGUCCUGAAAGUGACCUUUAGGAUUUAUUGAAUGUGUUUAAGGUUUCUCUAACUCCCUUGAGUCUGCUAUCAUUACAAGCUUUACUGCUACCUCAUCUCCAGCUAAACUCCCCUGCAGUUUAUAUUUCUGUCUAUUCUAUUAACCAAAUGCUUACUAAAGCCCAGCAUUUUAGUUACCAUACCAUUCUAGCUGCUGACCUUUGAAUUGAUGUGACCGUAACCAUUUGAGUACAUUAGAUUUCAAAGUGCUUCAGUGGGAUUUAUUCCAUUUUCUACUGUUAAAACAUAAUUCCUAAAACUAACCCUUAUCUACUAAACCUGACUCAAUCUAGUGGUAUUUAAGGGAAAAUCUCCUUGUAUACUGAGCUUCAUUUUGCAUCUUUGUAGAUUCUGAGGGAAUGUUUUUCCACUAGAACCACUGUCGCUGUUAUAAUACCCAUUUCCACUUGUGGUACAACCAUUUCUGAAGCAUCCUUAAGGGCUUCUAUUACUGCCAUUGGUUUAUCAUUUUUUUUGUGACAAUUUGCUUUUACAUACCCUGUCUUAUGGAAAUGAAGAUGUACUGAUUUUGUUUUUAAUGCACUUCUAGAUUCUAAAUAAUCACUUUUGGAAACCUGACCUACAUUUGUCUGUUUGCUAAAGUCAAAAUCUAUCCUAUUCCUCCAGCUUCCCAGUGGGGAUUUCAUAUGACAAUCACUACACACUGUGAGAAACAUUGCUCAAAAUUACUGGAGCUUGUGCGUCUUUGACUUCAGAUUACUCUCCCUCAUCUUGAUAAAACAUUCUUGCUAUUGCAGUGCUAUUCCAGAAUCCUUCUAUAUGCUUGAUUUCUCUCAUUUUCAAAUGUUUGCCCUCACUUUAAAAAAAUACUUGUUCCUAGAUAUUGACAGCACAGGGCUAGGCCAGCACUUAUUGUCAAUCCCUAGUUGUUAUACUGAAGGUGGUGAUGAGCAGUUGUCUUGAACUGCUGCAGUACAUGACAGGCAAGUACAUCUAUAGUGCUUUUGAGAAGUGAGUUCCCAGGAUUGUGGCAGUACAGGGUCGGUGAUAUAGUUCCAAUUCAGGCUGAUGUGUAACCUGGUGGGGAGGGAUGGAGCUUACAGUUGGUGUUCCCAUGCAUCUUUUGCCCAUCCCCUUUUAGAUGGUAGAGGUUGUAGAUUUUGAAGAUUCUACCUGUUUAAUCUUGAUGAGUUGCUGCAACACAGAUGGCCCACACUGCUGCCAUUGUGCAUUUGUGGAGAAGGGAAUGAAAACAUUGAAGGUGGUGAAUGUAUUACCAAUCAAUGGUUGCUUGAACUCCAUGAAUGAAACUAUUUUCCCACAAUAUUUCUUUCACCCUUGUGAACUCAACAUCUGUUGGUACUGUCCUAUCUUUUAAUUCACAAACCUAAAGAGCAAACUCAUAAAGUGUUGAGUAUUGCCUUUUAAACUUUAUAUAUAGUGCGAGGACUUCUAACAGACUUAAGAAAAGGUUUGGAGAGCCAUGGGUCAAGAGCAGGCAGGUGGGACGAGUUUAGUUUGGGAUUAUGUUUGGCAUGGAUUGUUUGGGCCAAAGGGUCUGUUUCUGUGCUGUAUGACUGAAACAUUCACAACUUUAUCCCUCAGGACAUCUUGUAUCAUUACAUUCCAUGAGCCUUUGGCCACUUUCAAUUUGUAUCCAUCUUGCCAGAGGAGGUAAAAUAUUUCUUAAGACUUCCUUUAGUAAAUUUAGGCUCUAGUUGAAGAUUCUUUGGUUAACUCAAGAACCUAAUUGGGUCUUCCUUCCUCAUCUGAGUUAUUUGCCCCGCUUUCACCUCACAACUUGAGCUUCUCUUUAGUCAGUUCCUGCUUUCCAAAUUCUUUCUCCCUUUGAAGCUCUCUUUCUUUAUUGUUUUUGUCACUUUUGUCUUAGGAAUUCAAGUUCAGGGUUUUUCAUUUAUGUUUCUAGUUUAUACCUUUGCAUUUCUUCCUCAAGCUCAAGUAUGUUUUGUCUCUAGCUUCGGCUUUCUGUCAAGAUACCUCAUGUCCUUUAUCUUUAUGCUUUUUCUGCAACUAGUUUCUAGCCAACUCAAACAUAUUAGCUUUUCCAUCCUCAAAUUUAAAUACUGUGUCACUUCCUUAAUUAUGUCAGUUUUUCCUGAUCUCUGCUUUUCAUUCUACUCCCAGCUUUUUUAGCAAUGCUUUUAAAUUAAUUAGUUCAUUGUUGCAUAAAAGCUAGCACAAAUUUUUUUUUGGGAAUGACUGAGCAGUAAAAAUGCCUAAUCUGUUGUUCAAUGAGUAAAGCAGGCUACUAUGACAAUCUUAUUUGUCUUAACCUUAGCAACUCCCAAUACUCAUGUUUGUCAGUGAAUUUUAAAUCCUGUAGAAGCCUCCAAAUUAUCUAACAAUCCUGGGCAAGCCUGUAUAGGUUGUAUAGCAAUUUGGUCACUUCACAGUAACUUUUUUAUCAAAAGUGUACAAAGUUUGAGAUCUCAGGAACUUACUAACAGAAUAAAGCCUAAAGGUGCACAGAUUUAAACAAACUAAGUAAAUAUUACUACACAAAAAUUAGACUGUAUACACACUCACACUUGUAUUCUAACAUCUGGAGGUAAACUAUUGUUGAAGAUUCAUACAACCUCAUGGAGCAGAAUGGGCUGCAACUUUUAAGAUAAUAAAAUGUGAGGCUGGAUGAACAC
Stegostoma tigrinum is the source of this 6066-nucleotide messenger RNA. It is a transcript of the gene st3gal4, whose product is annotated as ST3 beta-galactoside alpha-2,3-sialyltransferase 4. NCBI's taxonomy places the organism in Eukaryota, Metazoa, Chordata, Chondrichthyes, Orectolobiformes, Stegostomatidae. The coding region runs from base 351 to 1370 and encodes 339 amino acids. The record is from RefSeq and is a predicted model, not a curated record. Gene Ontology annotation, biological process: glycolipid biosynthetic process. Gene Ontology annotation, molecular function: sialyltransferase activity. The transcript has 11 exons.